AAAAGAAGAAGGAAGAAUACUGAAGCCAAGUUGAUUGUGAUUUCGAUUUUGAUGUAUAUCGGUUUAAUUGUUUAAAGUUUAUUCUUCUCUACGGAAAAAAUUAUUUCUCGCAAAAAACUCUCAGUAAAAAUACAGAAUUCUACUAUUUUAGGCAGUACAGAAAAGCGGACUUAAUUUAUUAAAAGAUGAAAAAAGUGGCUCGCUUGCGUAUUCCACAGCAGGAUGAUGGUUCAAGCACAGGAGGUCAGGAACAUGUAGGCGUGCGCACUACAGGCCGCAUAAAAAAACCCAAGGCAGUAUUUGAUCCGUCUGACAACUACUUGCCGCGUUCACAGCGCGCCAACAUUGCAGCAACAGCUUAUUCAAGCGGCACAGGAUCACCAGCAAGUGGCACAUAUAACCAAACAGAUCGUAAACGCGAUACACCAACGUCAAAUUUAUUGCAAAACCAAGACGCGCAACAAAACAAACGACUAUCACAAUCUUCUACCGCUUCGGGCAGUACAAACGCUGGGUCGACACCUGAAAUAGCUACCGCUGAUGUUUGUGAUGUGUGCCAAAAGCGCGAAGCAAAGCGUGGUACUCACGCCAAGAAUAAACUGAUUACUUGUUUGCAAUGUGAAAGACGGGUGCAUAAAUUGUGUUUGCCAGUUGAUUUCGAGGAUGUUGAUGUUCUACGUCAAUACUACAAGUGCGAAAAUUGUCGCAAGUGCGACCUAUGUGAUGCGUUUGCUGACUGUGAACCCAAAAUUAAUCAACCAAUGGUUACAUGUUCUAAAUGUGUAAAAUCUUACCAUCUUACGUGCCACAUUCCCAAUGUGUACAAAUUUCAACAAAUUUUUCGCUGGAAAUGCAAUAAAUGCCAGCCGAGCAUUAACAAUGUUUCUGAUUUGCCUGUUAAAACCAUACGAGAAAUCAUUGGUGAUGAACCACAGCGAGCGAUUCGAAGCCAACUGAUUCAACAACAGCAACAACAGCAAAAUGUAAGCAUUGCCGCAGCGGCGGCAGAAGCAAAAAGUACUGCUGCAAAAUUGUCACUUCAAGAAACUCAAAAGAACGGCGAGAACGGACAGAAACAAGACAAUGGAGGGCCGGAAACGGAUGCUAGCUACUUGGAAAGCGGUGGUAGUAGUACAACAAGCAGCAGUAGUACGAUUAGUGGAAACACUGCCAGUAGUAGUAGCGAGGAAAAAGUUGCUGACGUCACAGCUUCCAAAAGGCCAAAGCCAAACCAUGAUGAGACCGUUAAUAUUACUCCGGCUAUACGUUACAGCCCCUAUGAACCGAUUGAUGUACCGGAUGUAAAAGACUGGAAUGUUGAUCAAGUUGCUUCAUAUUUUGCGAAGUAUUUCCCAAAAGAAGCCCACGUUUUUAAGGAACAUGAAAUUGAUGGCACUUCAUUGCUAUUACUUAAGCGUAGUGAUGUUAUUAAAAAACUGCCCAUUAAAUUAGGCCCAUCGCUGCGCAUAUACAGUUUAAUACUGAAAAUUCAGACCCAAUUAAAUGAUCCCACUUUAGGUUGGAACUGUGGGCUUUAAGUGUAGCGUAUAAAAACAACUAUAUAUUUGUCUUUAAACUAUUACCAACCAAUAUUCUAUAAUUUUUCUACAAAUUUCUUGAAUUAAUAUCCGCCUUAUUAACGAAGACUCGUUUCAGGUGUUUUUCUUUGUUUGUUUUUUAUUAGUUUAAUGUUCAUCUACUUAUGUCCAUUCAUAUAUGUACAUACAUAUAUAUGUAUACAUAUUCCACAUGCGCUUCCCUGCAAGAAUUUAUACCAGCUUAGAAAUAGUCACGAGUCUAGAUUUGGGUGACGGGUACUGAUGCUAGUCCAUGCAAAUAACUGACCAAUUUAACAUGGCAUAACCUAGGACUGUUUCGAAACCAGUGAACAAUUUUCAGUCAAUUCAGACUGUUGCGAAUAAGAUUUAUUUGGAAUACUCCUCCAGUGCAUUACCUAAUCCCAGUUCGAUACUGUUUUGAAAGGACUGCUUUCAGUUACAUCCGAAUUAGAGAUGGCGCGGAAUAUCGGGACCCGCGGGACCCACGGUACUCAUUUCAAAUUGAUUGGGAUUGGCGGUAUCGAGAAGGUCUAUAAAAAUUUUGCCGGCGUGACGGGACAAAAUUCUAUUCUGACACUCCCGAUAAAACCGCAAACUUAGAAAAUCUUCCUCAAAAUCGAUGUAUGUAUGAAAUAUGCCGUUUUUAUGUUUUAUUGAAACGAAAAGGAACAGCAGCACAGCAAAACAAAAUAAUCGGAAGAUGCUAGAUCUUUCAUUAUAUUUUUUAUUUUUUAAAAUUCAUUUGAAAGACAUGUGCAUUUUUCUUAAUGAUAGAUCUCGUGACCGGCGGUACAAUCCGGUAAAACGUCGGGAUGGCCAGGUUCGGGACUUAGAAAUUGAAUUACAGGAUGAGCGGUAUCGGGAUUAAAUAUUUAGGCCCGUGCCCAUCUCUAAACCGAACUAUUUACUCUAAAUAAACUAAAAAUUUGAUACCAGUUGCUUCUUGCAGGGCGACGUCAGCUCGGCAUAUAUACACAUAUGUAUGUGUGUAUGUAGUAGUUACACGCGAUAUAUACGUUGGCACCGUUCUGAAAAGCGGCAGUAUAAGAUGUUUGCAAGAAUUGAAUUUAUAAUCAUUUCCAGUGUAAAAUCAAUGAGAAUAAAAAUUACUGUUAAAACUACAAAAAAAAAUUGUUAUUU
Rhagoletis pomonella (apple maggot) is the source of this 2699-nucleotide messenger RNA. RefSeq lists its product as uncharacterized. NCBI's taxonomy places the organism in Eukaryota, Metazoa, Arthropoda, Insecta, Diptera, Tephritidae. Gene Ontology annotation, molecular function: protein binding. The transcript has 4 exons. Bases 186 to 1538 code for a protein of 450 amino acids. The record is from RefSeq and is a predicted model, not a curated record.